Rangifer tarandus platyrhynchus (Svalbard reindeer) is the source of this 1971-nucleotide messenger RNA. The record is from the annotation of a GenBank genome assembly. NCBI's taxonomy places the organism in Eukaryota, Metazoa, Chordata, Mammalia, Artiodactyla, Cervidae.
AUGCCCUGUGGGGAGGAUUGGCUCAGCCACCCGCUGGGCAUCGUGCAGGGCUUCUUCGCUCAAAAUGGGGUUAAUCCUGACUGGGAGAAGAAAGUAAUAGAAUAUUUUAAGGAAAAGCUGAAGGAGAAUAAUGCUCCUAAAUGGGUCCCAUCACUGAAUGAAGUUCCUCUUCAUUAUUUGAAACCUAACAGUUUUGUGAAGUUUCGUUGCAUGGUUCAGGAUAUGUUUGACCCUGAAUUUUAUAUGGGAGUUUAUGAAACUGUUAACCGAAACACAAAAGCACGUGUUCUUCAUUUUGGAAAAUACAGAGAUGUAGCAGAGUGUGGGCCUCAGCAAGAAGUUGAUUUAAACUCUCCACGAACUACUACUUUGGAGAGGCAGACAUUCUACUGUGUUCCAGUGCCUGGAGAAUCUACAUGGCAUAAUUUUAGGAUAGUGUCCAGGUCAUGGAAAUCUUUCUUUAACCCUUCAUGUAACGCCUAUGUUAAUGCCAACCAAGCUCGAGUCAGUCCUUCAACAUCUUACACUCCCAGCCGUCACAAGAGGAGCUAUGAAGAUGACGAAGAUAUGGAUCUGCAGCCCAAUAAACAGAAAGACCAGCAUACGGGUGCCAGACAAGCAGGGAAUGGUGGUGGUCUUCAAUGGUGUGGCGAGCCAAAACGCUUAGAAACUGAAGCUUCUUCUGGACAACAGCUGAGCUCCCUAAACCUCUCUUCUCCUUUUGAUCUGAAUUUUCCAUUGCCAGGAGAGAAGGGUCCUGCAUGCCUCGUGAAAGUCUAUGAAGACUGGGAUUGUUUUAAAGUAAACGAUGUUCUUGAGUUAUAUGGCAUACUCUCUGUAGAUCCUGUGCUAAGUAUACUGAAUAAUGAUGAAAGGGACGCCUCUUCGCUGCUGGACCCGAUGGAAUGCACGGACAUGGCUGAGGAACAGAGGGUGCACAGUCCUCCUGCCUCCUUAGUGCCAAGAAUCCAUGUGGUCUUAGCCCAGAAGCUGCAGCACAUCAACCCCUUACUGCCUGCUUGCCUUAACAAGGAGGAGAGCAAGACCUUUGUUUCUGGUUUCAUGUCCGAAUUGUCUCCAGUCAGAGCAGAACUGCUUGGGUUCCUCACUCAUGCCCUUCUGGGAGACAGCUUGGCCGCUGAGUACCUUAUAUUACAUCUCAUCUCUACAGUAUAUACAAGAAGAGAUGUUCUUCCACUAGGAAAAUUUACGGUUAACUUGAGUGGUUGUCCACGGAAUAGUACCUUCACGGAACACUUAUAUCGAAUUAUUCAACAUCUGGUUCCAGCAUCUUUUCGUCUACAGAUGACUAUCGAGAACAUGAACCACUUGAAGUUCAUUCCCCACAAAGACUAUGCAGCCAAUCGCUUGGUCAGCGGGCUCCUGCAGCUGCCCAGCAACACUUCGCUUGUAAUUGAUGAGACUCUCCUGGAGCAGGGGCAGCUGGACACACCAGGUGUUCAUAAUGUGACUGCCCUGAGCAACCUAAUAACUUGGCAGAAGGUGGAUUAUGACUUCAGCUACCACCAGAUGGAAUUUCCCUGCAACAUUAAUGUUUUUAUUACUUCAGAGGGGAGAUCGCUCCUGCCGGCAGACUGCCAGCUCCACUUACAGCCGCAGCUACUGCCGCCAAACAUGGAGGAGUACAUGAGCAGCCUUCUCUCGGCGGUGCUGCCCUCUGUCCUGAAUAAAUUCCGCGUCUACCUGACCCUCCUGAGGUUCCUGGAUUACAGCAUCUCUGAUGAAAUAACCAAGGCAGUUGAAGAUGACUUUGUGGAGAUGCGCAAGAACGAUCCUCAGAGCAUCACUGCUGACGAUCUCCACCAGUUACUCAUCGUAGCUCGGUUUCUGUCUCUGAGUGCUGGUCAGACUACGCUGUCAAGAGAACGAUGGCUAAGGGCCAAGCAGCUGGAGUCUUUAAGAAGAGCCAGGCUUCAACAGCAGAAAUGUGUCAACGGAAAUGAACUUUAA